GAAAUAAAUUUGACAUUUGAGAAAAAACCAAAACAAACAGCAAUGGCCAGGAAAAGUGAGAUAAAAUUGAAGAAUUUCUUCAUUUACAACUCCUCUCUGGCCACAGAUGAGGGCGAGGAAGAAAAGAAAGUUCUCUUCUACCACCCGGAAGACACGGAAAAGGAUCAGAAGAUUAAGGAUGUGGGACUCAGUGAGGCUGUUAUAAAGUUCACAGACACCUUCAGUCCCUUUGAGGAGUGCAAAACCUUCCGGACACAGAAGACCUGUCAGGUUUUCUUUGAACCAGAGCCAGAUUUCUGGAUGGUUAUGACAGUGAAUGUGCCCUUCCUGGUGAAGACAAAAGAUGGUGUGGAGUACAAUGAGUACCGUGGGGAUGAUGUACACGACACAAUCUACGGGGCUCUCUUGGAGCAAUCCUACAGUAUGUUUAGGCUCUUUGUUGGGACAUUCCGGGAGCACAUGAUGGGAGAUUCCACUGAAGAGCAUGCCCAGAGUCUCUCCCAGAAGCUUCAGCAAUUUUUCAGCAAAUACAUCUUGACGCUGAAAAUUGGAAACUGUGACAUUGUGGAUGUGACCAGGACUGUUCAGUAUCUUCCGCUCAAUCAGACACUCUUCCUACGCAUCCACAAUUUCAUCAGCAUGAUUGAGUCCACGUUUGAGUACGUAAAAAGGUGCAUCUUCCUCUACAAUGAGCAAAUUGUCUGGAGUGGAGUCAACCCGAAGGAACUUUAUUGUAUUUAUGAGUAUUUGAGUGGAACAAUUUUUCCAAAGAUGCUUCAAUCUGAUCUCCAGGGAGGCUCAAUUUCACGGAGUUUCACGCAAAAUCAGCGUGGAAAUUUCCUCACGGGCGGCAAUGGGCAGGAUGCCGUCAAACCACCCCGAGUAUUUCUCUUUCAGAGCGAUGAAACCACAAAAAAGUCCUCCCAAUCAGGAAUGUACCUUUAUGACAGUGAAGGGGCAUUGAGUGACAAUAGUGGCUACCAUUUGGUCAUCUAUCGUGCAUUUGGAGCAAUAAUUUGUCUUUUCGUUAAUGAUUCCACAGCACUCACGGAGGAUCUCUAUGGGGAACUUCAGUCAUUCAUUGGGCCACAAUUGACGACGAUCUCAUCGGAAGUUAGUGAAAAUUACGCAAAGGACACAUUCAUCACGAAUGACUUCCCCGAAGGAUUCUCCCCAAAAUUCCUCUAUUUCAACGAGUUCAGUUUGCAGCAUGACACAACAUUCUACACCGACGGGCGGAGCGUGCACAAAAAUGCAAACAUGUCUCGGGACAUUAUGAAUGUUAUUGCUGAUCUCUAUGAGGAGCGCAACGCAGGGAGUAGCAGCGAGGAGACAGUUGUGAAGAUGUGCAAUGACUUCUGGAUAACACACAAAAAAUCCAAUUCACGCCACUUUAUAGCCAUUGUGAACAAGAAUGCCACCCUCUUGGAGAUUGCCGGUAAAUCUAAAGACCUUUCUGGUUUUCAGCAUUGCCUGACCUAUUGCAAUUCUUUCCUUCGCAGAGGAAACCACCAAGAUGUGUGAGCAACAUAUAAAGAAUGUAUUCUUCGACAAACAAAUAUAAUUGCAAUUUAUACAGUAAUAAAGUUAAAUUGUAAAUA
Molecule: messenger RNA, 1601 nt
Organism: Lutzomyia longipalpis
Lineage: Eukaryota; Metazoa; Arthropoda; Insecta; Diptera; Psychodidae
Gene: Ccz1
Product: vacuolar fusion protein CCZ1 homolog
Exons: 6
Coding region: 43-1524 (493 amino acids)
Biological process (GO): vesicle-mediated transport
Cellular component (GO): intracellular membrane-bounded organelle; Mon1-Ccz1 complex
Source: RefSeq, a predicted model, not a curated record